AUGAGGCACGACGCGUACGCGUCCAUCGCGCAUCUUGCGCUGAAUGUGACGCCACCGCGCACGCAGUGGAUGAACAUGGGCCUGUGGACGCAGCAGGACGCGUCGUUUCCCGACGCAUGCCAAGCGCUGGCCGAGUUUCUACACCAAGCCGCCCACAUCCCGCCAGGUGCGCGCAUCCUCGACGUAGGACACGGAUGUGGUGACUCGCUGCUUCUCUUGGCAGAGACGUACAAGCCUGCCUGUUUGCACGGCGUCACCUUUGAAGCCGCACAAGCACAGCAGGCACGCCAGCGUCUGGGCGAGCGCGCCACGAUAUGGUGUGCGGAUGCCGUGGCGUGGCUGAAGAACAGCGUCGACACAUACGAUACCGUACUGGCCUUGGACUGUGCGUACCAUUUCAGCGACCGAGCCGACUUUGUCCGCACAGUUUCCCAGCGCCUGGCGCCCGGCGGCACGCUGGCGCUGGUCGACCUCGUCGGGGCGUGGCCAUACCCCGCGUGGCUGACACCCGCUCCGAGCGUUCCCGCUCCCAGCCGACCCCCGACGGUGUGGGAACGCGUGCAGCACUACGUGAUCUGCAGGCUAUCUCGAACGAAUCCGCACGCCUUUCUUUCGUUCGAUGCGUAUCGCGCCCUGCUGCACGAGGCGCACUUGGACGUCGUGGACGUGCAAGAUAUAUCGCAUGACGUGUUUCCCGGCUUGGCUGCGUUUCUCCGGGGCCUCGGCGUGCAUGACCGCGCGUGGCGUGGCGGCAGCGUCUGGCAGCGGUGCGCACUCCGUGCGUUUGGGUCGGUCGUGCACAAGUGGGCGCACGGUGGUGAUUCGGGCCGUGUGCGAUGCAGCCUGUGGGUCGCACGAAAGGCUCAGGCGCAAUACGCAUGA
Molecule: messenger RNA, 882 nt
Organism: Malassezia restricta
Lineage: Eukaryota; Fungi; Basidiomycota; Malasseziomycetes; Malasseziales; Malasseziaceae
Exons: 2
Coding region: 1-882 (293 amino acids)
Molecular function (GO): methyltransferase activity
Source: RefSeq, a predicted model, not a curated record